Messenger RNA from Cylindrotheca closterium, 2091 nucleotides. NCBI's taxonomy places the organism in Eukaryota, Bacillariophyta, Bacillariophyceae, Bacillariales, Bacillariaceae. The record is from the annotation of a GenBank genome assembly.
AUGACUCCCAAUAUGCACCGACACGUUAUGGCGGAUCCAACCAUCCUGACAACCAAUAAUUCCUCGAUUAUGCUUUCACAUAAUAAUGAUGAUCAUCAUCAUCAUCAUCAUCACAAUAAUAAGGAACACCACCAAACCGAACACCCUAAUACUCGAAAGCGCAAGUCAGCAAAAUGUCAUUUCUUUGCAAACCCAAUCAAGCUGGGGGUAUAUUUGGGUUUCGGAAUAUAUGCCCUUCUUCAAGGUCUUCAGCAGGUGCUUGUGCAUCAUCAUUCCUCCAGCCAUCCUCAUACUAGUUCGGGUGCUGGACUGUUGAAUCUACCAUUCCUCCUAUUUGGUGGUGGUGGUGGUAUCGGUGUCCCAAACUAUGAUGUCAUUAGCAUUAUGGAGGCUUCCAAGAAACAGUUUACUACGAACCACCACCACCACCAAGACACGGCGGAGCAUCAAAAGCCAGCUGGCACUAGUACUGCUGGGAAUCAUCCAAAUGGCAUUCGUCGACUACUACCAAACACAAUGACGGAUCCUCCUCCUACCAUUGCAUCGGCCAAACAAGUCGACACGACUGCAACCAAAGCCGCUCCAAGCAUGACGAGUCCAAACAGUACAACGGAAGCGCCACCUGAAACAAAGCUAUCAUCCAAGGAUCAAACGGAGAAAACCAAAACGGCAAAGUUCCUGCCCCUCACCACCACAAAAACAACAACAAGUCCCAAGCUUCUUUCGAAAGAGUCUUCGAAUGCCAACAAGAUACAAGCGACGGCACAUGCUACGGCUACCCAACGAAAAGAACGCCCCGUCGAAUCCAAAUCCCCCAUGGCGACUCGGGAGGAUUGGCAAAAGGUCAUGAGAGAACAACCUUUAUAUCCAAAAAAUUACAUUCCUUCCACUCCCCUCAAGGUUGGAUUGAUCACGGCGAACGGUAUCAAGGGACCGACGCAACACGUCUUUGUCGAUGGGAUUCAUGGGAGUGACUAUUUAUCCUUACAAGUUCUCUGCGAUGUCGGCGAACAUAAUUGCACGUCCGCACUCGACUAUCCAGACAUCGAUCUGUGGAUGGUCGAUGCCAAUUCGGCCAAGAGCAAACCAUUUCCUAACGAUAUUGUUCACCAAUUGGUGGCCAUUGACGACAAUCCAUCCUUUCGAAUAUUCUUUGUGGAUUACUCGGAUCGACUGGUCUUGCGAAAAGCAUGGAUGGACUCGGUAUACUUUGACAUUGACGAAGACCGAAUGUUGGCACCGCAUAUCCGAUAUGGACUGCGAUGCAUUGACAAGUACCGUCGAUGGGCAAAGGCUAAAGGAUAUAUCAACGCUGGUCGAAUCGUGCAUCCCAUGUGGGACGAAAUGUUGAUCACCCAAGGAGGACCUCCAUUGCACGCACCCUUUGCCGUCCGGACGGACAUUGCCGAUUCAAUACACAAUUUACUUCCGAGUAUUGCACAAGGUCCCAAUGACAAGAAUACUACUACUACGACAACUACUGGUAGCAGUGGUGCUUCUUGUUCACCAUUGCCAUAUCACCCAGUGGAUUGUAUACCAGAUCGACCCAUGGAUCUGAUCCAUCUUUGGAAAGUGAUUGAAACCAACAAUGGCCUGUUACGCAAUUUGGCAACCGAAUCGGUGGAACAAAUGAGGACUUGGAAGCAUCCCACGGAAAAUCGAACCUUGCGCGUCGAAACUGCGAUUCAAGGCAAUCGAGCUCAUGCUGGACGCCAAUCCGUAUCGGAUGACUACGUCCGAACCUUGCUUCAAACCAAGAUUGUGGUCGUCACACAGAGAGAUGGAUGGGAAGACCACUUUCGGUUGUUCGAAGCACUCGCGGCAGGCACCAUGGUAUUGAUGGACGAAAUGGUCUCGCUUCCGCACAGCUUGGAAGACGGAGAAAGUGUCGUCUUCUUUCAUAGUAUUCAAGAGAUGCAUGAUAAAGCGUUGUAUUACAUCGAACAUACCGAAGAACGACUUGCCAUCGCCAGGAAGGGAUGGGAAGUCACAAUGGAAAAGCAUCGAUCAUGGCAUCGACUAGAAGAAAUGCUAUUUGGGAAAGGACUGACGAAGCCAACACUCAACGAAUCAUGGCAUUUCGAUAGGUAG